Messenger RNA from Momordica charantia (bitter melon), 3021 nucleotides. It is a transcript of the gene RR18, whose product is annotated as response regulator 18. Gene Ontology annotation, biological process: cytokinin-activated signaling pathway; phosphorelay signal transduction system. Gene Ontology annotation, molecular function: DNA binding; DNA-binding transcription factor activity. Lineage: Eukaryota; Viridiplantae; Streptophyta; Magnoliopsida; Cucurbitales; Cucurbitaceae. The record is from RefSeq and is a predicted model, not a curated record.
AGGUAAAGAUUACAACUUUUUAUUUUAUUUUAAGGUAAAUACUAAAUACUACCUCACUCAAUUGAUAAGUUGUUUCUUAAAGGAUUUUUUCCGUAGAUUUUUCUUUAAAUUAUGAACGCCACAAUAAUCACAUGCAAGAUUAAAGCCUGUGGGAGAUCGUCACCGACUGGAGAGAAGCGGACGCUUGAUUUGACUGACUUUUUUUUCUGUGAUGCAUUAAUUUUGACUGCAAUGGCCAAUGCCCAAAGAGCUGUUCAUGGACAUUAGACUCCCACUGUCAAAAAACCCAAAGUUCUUCCACUUUCUCACAGAUACGGAUGAUGGAGAGAGAAAGUGGAACAGAGUUUUCCUUGAACCAAUUAUAAUAAGACAAUGGGGGAAGAAGCAGAGACUGAGAAUUGAGAGGAAUUUGGCUUAAAAUACUCGAACGAAUUUCUGUUUUAUUGGGAUUCAAUUUCUUCCUUUCUCCCCUCUGUUCUGCUUCUGCGCAUCGCCAUCAUUGCCGAUUUCUACAGCUUUACUCUCUGUAAUCUCCAUCUUCUUCUGAUUCCCUUUAUCAUUUUCUUCCCCCACUCUCUUUUCCCAUCUGGGUUUCUUAGAAAACGGAAAGGGGGCGCGGAAAACAUUGAACCCACUUGGGAAUUCGAUUUAUUUUCACUAUUUUUACUCUCUUUUUUCCGCCAUGACCGUGGAGGGCCAUUCCGUUGCUUCCGCCGGCGAAGAUGGCGCCGCUGAUCGUUUCCCAGUUGGGAUGCGGGUUCUCGCCGUCGACGACGACCCUAUUUGUCUCAAAGUACUUGAGAGUCUCCUCCGUAGAUGCCGGUAUCAUGUUACUACGACGAAGCAGUCCAUUGAGGCGCUGAGAAUGUUGAGAGAAAACAGAAACAAAUUUGACUUGGUUAUUAGCGAUGUGAACAUGCCUGAUAUGGAUGGUUUCAAGCUUCUUGAGUGUGUGGGGCUUGAAAUGGACCUACCUGUGAUUAUGUUAUCAGCGCAUAGUGAUACUGAGCUUGUUAUGAAGGGGAUUACACACGGUGCGUGUGACUAUCUGUUGAAGCCGGUUCGAAUUGAGGAGUUGAAGAACAUUUGGCAGCAUGUGAUUCGGAGAAAGAAGCUUGAACCUAAGGCGAAAAACAAGUUCCCUAAUCAGGAUAAGGCUCGAAAUGGAGGUGGUGAAGGUGAACAAGGUUUCUCAUCAACCAGUAAUGCGGAGAAUGCAAAAUUCAAUAGGAAGCGGAAGGACCAAGACGAGGAUGACGAUGAAGAAGGAAAAGAGAACGGGCAUGAUAGUGACGACCCUUCAAACCAGAAGAAGCCUCGAGUAGUGUGGUCGGUUGAGUUGCACAGGAAGUUCGUUUCAGCAGUUAAUCAGUUGGGACUUGAAAAGGCCGUGCCAAAGAAAAUCUUGGAUCUGAUGAAUGUUGAAGGACUUACCAGAGAAAAUGUGGCCAGCCAUUUGCAGAAAUAUAGGCUCUAUCUGAAAAGGAUCAGCAAUGUGGCAUCUCAACAAGCCAACAUGGUUGCAACAUUUGGGAGUAAAGAUGGCACUUACAUGCGCAUAGGUUCGCUUGAUGGAUAUGCAGAUUUACAUGGCUUUGCAGGAUCUGGGCGGCUUCCAAACUCGACAUUAUCGUCAUACUCACCUGCUGGAAUACUUGGAAGAUUGAACUCCCCGGCUGGAAUGAGCCUGCGUGGGAUUGCUUCUUCUGGACUGAUCCAGCAAAGUUCCCAAAAUUUGAACUGCGCUAUUAAUACCCUUGGGAAGAUCCAGCCAAGUACUAUGUUGCCUCCUAGCCAAACUACUAGCCUGAUGCAAGGAACUCCGAUGUCGCUCGAGCUCAGCCAGUUGGAACACAGCAAGUCCAGCGCCCCGAUUGGGGAAUUCAAUACAAUGAAUGAGACAUCUGGGUUUGGAGUUCCCAACAGCUUCUCUGACACUAGGGUGAAUAUCGGAAAUUCAACCAAUUCGGUUUCCCGCUCUCCAUUGAUGUUACAAGGAACCAUGGCAGCAUAUGGAAAUCAGACUUCCCUUAGAGUGGAUCCAUCAAAUGGAGAAACUUUUGACAUAGAAACCAGCGGUUCAAAUUUUUUGGAUCCUGAUCUUCCUAAUGAAAACUGGCAGGGAGCAGCUCAAUUGUCUAGAUUCUCAGCAACUUCUUUGACCCCUAAUGAAGCUUAUAACAAUGAUCAAUUGCACGCAAUAAACUCGACCAUUUCUUCCACUCCCUCAACGAUUGGAAGCAUCCCCGUUGAUUUUUCCACCAGAAGUGCAGUUUCAGCUCCCUUGCAGGACUCAAGAAAUAUGCAAUGCCAGGCAGGUCUUGGCAGUGUUAUUCAAGCUAUGAAUAGCAUGCCAAAGCAGAGUUGGGAAGAGCAUAGAUACGAUUACAGUCAAAACGUGCAGCAUAAUCUUAGCGCAAUCAAUUCUAUGGUUCCUAGCAAUGGGACUCUAAUGAGCCAGAGUUUGAAUCAGAAUAAUAUAGGAUGUGAUAGAAAGGUCAGUUCAUCUUUGAUUGUCCCACCAAAUGCUGCUGCUCUACAUAGCGUGCUUGAAAAAUUGGGUCCUAACGCAAGGGUGGAUGCGGAUGGAAACUACGUUUUGAAUCAAACAAAGUCACACGGAGCGUCAAUUCAAGGCAGUUUCGAGUCCUUGGACGAUAUAAUGAAUGCGAUGAUCAAACGGGAACAAAAUGAAAUAUCAGAAAUGAAUGGAGAAUUUGGAUUUGAUAAUUACUCUCUUGGAUCAUCAUGCAUUUGAGACUCAUGCAUCUCCCAACUGUUGGAUGAAAACAAAGGCAUUAACAGCGAUUCAUCGGUCUGUUACAAGGCUCCAUUGUCGUCUGCUCCUCCAUUUCCUGAUACAAAAACCAUCUCGUUUCAAGGUUUUUACUACAAAACAGCUGAUUUUGUCCUCUUUUUCCUUGUUCAUAAAAUAUUGACAGGACAACUUCUCAGUUUUCUCAUAGUUUUUCUGUUUCCUUUGCCUUGUGCUUUGAGAAUGAAAGUUUUCUUGAAAUCUAA